This is a messenger RNA of Labrus bergylta (ballan wrasse), 1274 nucleotides long. Lineage: Eukaryota; Metazoa; Chordata; Actinopteri; Labriformes; Labridae. The record is from RefSeq and is a predicted model, not a curated record.
GUGGUGAAGGAGCUGCAGACAUCAGCUCGAGAGGCGAUCAUUCUGCUGAGAGCGAUGAUUGGAGAAGUGUGUCUGAACGUGGAGGAAGAGGAGAGUGCAAUCUGCUCUCUGUUCAACAGCCUGCAGGAGAAACUCGCAGAGAGGAAGAAGAUCCUGCUCAAAGCAGCUCAGAGUCAGCAUGAGGAGAAGGAGAAAGCACUGAAGGAGCAGCUCUCUCACCUCACUGCCCUCCUGCCGACCCUGCAGGUCCACCUCGUCACCUGUUCGGCGUUUCUGAGCUCGGCCAACAAGUUUGAGUUUCUGGACAUGGGUUACCAACUCAUGGAGCGUCUGAAGAGGAUUGUGAAGCUCCCUCAUCGACUGAGACCGGUGCAGAGCAGCAAAAUCAACACCGACUACAGGAGUGAGUUUGCCCGCUGUCUGGAGCCGUUACUGCUGCUCUGUCAGCGCUGCCCUCCGUCUGUUUCCGGAUCCGCAGGUGCUGCGACGAGGUACCAGUCCCCUCUCUCCAUUCUGUGCCGCUCCCCGUCUCUCAGUGAGAUGCCCCUGGGCUCAGUUCUUGGGCGAAGGCCCACCUGCCACCGAAACAUCUGCACCAAAGUCCUGCUGGCUGAGGGUAGGGAGACACCUUUCACCCAGCACUGCCGCAGCUAUGAGAACACCUACCGGACUUUCCAGACAGAGAUUCAGAACCUGAAGGACCAGGUCCAGGAGCUGCACCGAGACCUCACCAAGCACCACUCCAUCAUCAACACAGAUAAGAUGGGAGAGAUCUUGGACAGGUCUCUGCACAUUGACAGCCAGAUAUCUGCGCAGCACUCCACCGUGGAAACUAUGAGAGUCAUGUUUGAAGAGGUCUGGGAUGAGACUUUCCAGAGGGUCUCUAAUGAGCAGGAGAUCUAUGAAGCGCAGCUUCAUGACCUGAUGCAGCUGAAACAGGAGAACUCUUACCUGACCACCAUCACCAAACAGAUCAGCCCUUACAUCCUGUCCAUCGCCAAGGUCAAAGAGAGACUCGAGCCCAGGGUUGAGGAGGUUAAGGGUCACCGUGACGACCGCACACAGACGAUGCUGAAAGUCUAUGAAGACAUCACCAACGCUGAAGACAGCAAAGACAGGUUCUGAUCAUUUUAAUAUACAUAUAUACUUAAAUACAUCUUACUGUAUGUUGUAUAUUAACUAAAAGCAGGUGUGCAAAAAAUCAUUGGACAGCCUUAUUACAAACGUUAGAUAUCUUUUUUUUGCUCGUGCAUUUGAAUUAUUGACUGCCGUCU